This is a messenger RNA of Lottia gigantea (owl limpet), 2070 nucleotides long. RefSeq lists its product as hypothetical. Gene Ontology annotation, biological process: glycogen biosynthetic process. The transcript is spliced from 14 exons. The record is from RefSeq and is a predicted model, not a curated record. Gene Ontology annotation, cellular component: cytoplasm. Bases 1 to 2070 code for a protein of 689 amino acids. NCBI's taxonomy places the organism in Eukaryota, Metazoa, Mollusca, Gastropoda, Lottiidae. Gene Ontology annotation, molecular function: alpha-1,4-glucan glucosyltransferase (UDP-glucose donor) activity.
AUGGCGAUGAGGAGACGAAACAGCUUUUUUAGAAGUUUUAAAAAUGUCGAACCGGAUUGGGACGAUUGUGUUUACGAUCAGGGACACACGGCGGCUUCUCAGAAUAAAUGGGUGUUUGAAAUUGCUUGGGAGGUGGCGAAUAAAGUUGGAGGUAUCUAUACAGUGAUAAAAUCUAAAGCCCCUACCACAGCGGAAGAAUUGGGGGAGCAGUAUUUUUUGAUGGGACCGUAUAAUGAAUCAUGUGUAAGAACUGAAGUCGAGGUUUUAGAGCCACAUAAUUCAGUCGUCAGAGACGCGUUGACUGCUAUGAGAAAUGCAGGAAUUAAGGUUUAUUUUGGAAGAUGGUUAAUAGAUGGUUAUCCAAAAGUAAUAUUGUUUGAUAUCGGGUCUGCAGCAUGGAAACUCGAUGAAUUUAAACAUGAGUUAUGGAAGAACGCUAGUAUUGGUAUUCCUAUACAUGACCGAGAGUCUAAUGAUGCUGUUAUUUUCGGGGCGUUAGUCACAUGGUUUUUAGGGCUGUUUUUAAAUCUCACGCCUGGUGAUCCUCUCAUCAUCGCCCAUUUUCACGAAUGGUUGGCGGGAGCGGGGUUAAUUUAUACCAGAACACGUAAAUUAAAUAUCAGUACGAUAUUUACUACACACGCCACGUUACUAGGUCGUUAUCUGUGUGCUGGCAACACAGACUUCUAUAAUAAUCUUGACAGUUUUAAUUUAGACAAAGAAGCUGGAGACAGACAAAUUUAUCAUCGAUAUUGUAUGGAGAGAGCGGCCGUACACUGUGCUCACGUCUUUACAACAGUGUCAGAAAUUACAGGCGUAGAGGCUGAAAGUCUACUUAAACGUAAACCAGAUAUCAUCACUCCUAAUGGGUUAAAUGUUAUCAAAUUUAGUGCUCUUCAUGAAUUUCAAAACUUACAUGCUGUUUCCAAAGAAAAAAUCAGUGAUUUUGUUAGAGGACAUUUUUAUGGCCACUAUGAUUUCGACCUGGACAAAACGUUAUAUUUCUUCAGUGCAGGGCGGUACGAGUUUUCUAAUAAAGGUUGCGAUAUGUUUAUAGAAUCAUUAGCACAAUUAAAUUAUUUUUUAAAGUCAAGUGGAAGUGAUAUGACCAUCGUUGCGUUUUUAAUUUUCCCAACUCGUACCAAUAAUUUCAACGUAGACUCUCUUCGAGGGCAGGCCAUUGCUAAGCAACUGAAAGAUACAGUCUCUAGUGUACAGAAUCAGAUGGGAAAACGAAUUUUUGAAAUCUGCUUAAGGGGAAAGUUACCCUCCGGUGAUGAAGUUUUAACACAAGAAGAUAUCGUCAAAUUAAAACGCUGUAUUUUUGCGGCUCAGAGAGCGACCUUACCUCCGAUUUGUACCCACAAUGUAUCAGAAGAUUGGAAAGAUCCAUGCCUGGAGGCGUUACGGAGAUGUAAAUUAUUUAACGCACCUUCAGAUAGGGUCAAGGUUAUAUUUCAUCCUGAGUUUUUAAAUUCGACCAAUCCACUAUUUGGUUUGGAAUAUGAAGAUUUUGUACGAGGUUGUCAUUUGGGUGUGUUUCCAUCAUAUUAUGAACCAUGGGGCUAUACACCAGCUGAAUGUACGGUGAUGGGAAUACCAAGUAUAACUAGUAAUCUAUCAGGGUUUGGAUGUUUUAUGCAGGAUCAUAUAGCAGACCCCAAAUCUUACGGUAUUUAUAUCAUUGACAGAAGACAUAAGGCACCUCAUGAAUCGGUCAAUCAACUAGCACAGUAUAUGUUUGAUUUCUCCUGUUUGAGCAGAAGACAAAGAAUCAUUCAACGGAACAGAACAGAACGACUGAGUGAAUUGUUGGACUGGAAAAAUCUAGCUAUGUUUUAUCGUAAAGCUCGUCUUCAGGCUGUAACAAUAACUCAUCCUGAACGAGCAGCAGAACAAAGUACAGCCGAGAAAAAAUUCCUGUACCCUAAGCCUGCUUCAUGUCCCCCCUCCCCCUCUAUGUCACGUUCGUCGACCCCACUCCCCUCAGACGAGGACAAUGAUAAUGAUAAUGAUGAAGAAGAUGAUGAUAUCGAUAAUCAGCAUCUUUAUUACGACGAAGAAAAAUAA